UAUAAAAUUACUUUAUUGGGGAAAAUGAGACUUUUGGAUCACAUUUUUUUAGUAGUUUUACCGAUAGUAUUACUACCGACUCAUAUUUCUCAUGCAUCAAUUACUGAGACCACACCUUUUGCGGAUUAUGGCGACACGACCCUGACACCACACACGGAGUGUACCACUGCUUCUGGGGAUGUCGGAAAAUGCACAACUUUCAGCGAAUGUUAUCCCCUCGCAUCACUUUCACAAGACAAUUUUGAAACUUCAUUAGAACAAGAAAUUUUGGAAACAUCGCGAUCAGAGUUAUGCUCAAAUUCUACGAUUUGUUGCAAAAUGGGGAAUUUUCUCUCCGACGGGAUUUUGAGUGAUGACGACGAAGAAAUUAAUGUGAAUCAGUCAUCACCGUUUUAUGAAAGUGGAUCAAUCUUUCCGAAAGAUUGUGGACGCUCAUCCCUCGUAAAUUGGCGGUGGGGUGGAGCAAGCAAAGGAUUUUUGUGGAGUAACAAAGGUCAAAAGAUUACUGGGGGUAGGACCGCGCUGCAGGGUCAAUUUCCGUGGAUGGUAGCAAUUUUUGGCAAAAAUGGUAAAAUUACUUGUGGAGCUACACUAAUAACGAGGGACUUUGUGUUAACUGCAUCGCACUGUUUGUCAACAUAUUCUUCAUCCGACCUGAAACAACUAAAAUUGCACAUUGGGGACUACAACAUCAUGAGCUUAAAAGACGGUCCGCACGAAGUGAGACGCAUCGCACAAGUCAUUCUCCACAAGCGAUUCAAUACCCAAACAUAUCACAACGACGUCGCCUUGAUACGAAUGGAUAAACCUGUCACCUUUUCGGACCGAAUUCAACCCAUCUGUCUUCCCCGAGCCGACACCAACAUACAGCAAGUUGAGGGCAAGGCUAUCAUUGUUGCUGGUUGGGGUCGUGAUCGUCAAUGGGGCUAUGAUUCAGCGAUCCUUCGCAUGGUAGAAAUGCCGGUCUGGAAACUUGAAGAAUGUCGCCGAAUUUACGACCUUUUUGCCCCCAAUCGCAUCAUGUCAUCCAUGAACAUUUGCGCAGGGGACGGAAGGAAAAAUAAGGACGCUUGCAUUGGCGACAGUGGUGGACCGAUGAUGGCCGAGCAAGGAAACACCACGCCCUCAACGAGACAUAGUAAUUCCCCCCUCGUACAAUUGGGUAUUGUCAGUUGGGGGAAGGGGUGUGGCUCAUUUCCAGGAGUUUACACUAAUUUGGCCACGUACGUGCCCUGGAUAGAAAAACAUAUUAGAGCUAAUGCCAAUCUACGAAAAAUAUGAUGAUACUAAAUUGUUUUAAAUAUUAUAAAUUAUAAUUAAUACUAAAUAAUAAUUAAAUUAAUAAAUCUUCCUCGUUUGUGGUGGUCU
Molecule: messenger RNA, 1368 nt
Organism: Folsomia candida
Lineage: Eukaryota; Metazoa; Arthropoda; Collembola; Entomobryomorpha; Isotomidae
Product: proclotting enzyme
Exons: 8
Coding region: 25-1281 (418 amino acids)
Biological process (GO): proteolysis
Molecular function (GO): serine-type endopeptidase activity
Source: RefSeq, a predicted model, not a curated record